AUGAGUAAUCCGACCGGAGAUGAUGCACAAUCUGCUGGAGAUGAAAAAGAGCGUGAAGGUGAGUUGCUCUGCUUGAAGAUUAAAGCCCAGUUGGAGGAUUUGCUCUCCGACAGCCACCUGGCAGAGGACGGCUUCCUGCUGAAGCAUGUGCAGAGGAACAAGCAGGGCUACGUCAGUCUCAAGCUCCUCACCUGUUUGAAAAAGAUAAAGGUCCUGACCUCGAACUGGUGCAUGACUCUCGCAGGAGCAGAGCGCUCAGAGCUUCUGGAGGUGAACGAUGAACGCACCAAAGUGAGGCGCAGAGAGCCGCUUCCCAAAUGGCUGCUGUGCUCGCCCACCAGCAAGCUUCUCCUCGCCUGGAACCUUUGCGCAGGAGAAAACCUGGACCGUUCUUCCCUCUCAGAGAGGAUCCUCCAAAAGUUCAGCGCACAUGGCAGCGUCACUUCCCUCAGUAUCCUGCAUCCUGGAAAAGAGCUUCCAAAGGAGCUGCAGUGCUACGCCAAGCGCCACAAAGAGUUGGGCCAACAUUUGUGUGCGGUGGUGAAGUUUGACUGUUUGGAGGAAGUUCGUAAGGCCUACGACGCCCUGAAAGCAGAAGAGGAGAGCGGCGAGGGCAUGUGUGUGGCAACUUUGGGAUUCCAGUCGAUGCACCACAACAAGGAAGAACCAUCAGACGAGAACCCACCUCGGGACGCACCUUCUCAGGAAAAUCCACUUGUAACCUCAAAGGAUUUAAUCCAGGAGGAAUCCUCUUUGUCGUAUAAAGUUUCUGAUGAGACUUCAGGCACAUUUCAGACCCAAAAGUCCUUGGAUAACUCAGUGCGAAGAACCUUUGAGCAGAUCUCCACCAGCUGUAAUAACCAGCCUUUCUCCGCUUUGAACCAGAGGUACAGUAAGAGGAGCUGGUGUUCUGGAGACUGCGAUAAUGUGAAUUCUCCGAGCCCCUGGGUGCUGAGGCGCAAAUUUGCAGCCAGUGCGUUAAACCCCAAGGUGGCUGGGUACAGAAACGCGCCCUGCUUGAUGCAGAGAGUGCUGCGUCAGCCCCUCGGCCCUGACAGCACCAGGGGGUUUCAGAGGAGAGGGAGGCUGCUGUAG
Molecule: messenger RNA, 1095 nt
Organism: Plectropomus leopardus (leopard coralgrouper)
Lineage: Eukaryota; Metazoa; Chordata; Actinopteri; Perciformes; Serranidae
Gene: larp6b
Product: La ribonucleoprotein 6, translational regulator b
Cellular component (GO): nucleus
Molecular function (GO): mRNA binding
Source: RefSeq, a predicted model, not a curated record